AUGGCCACAUCUUACCCGUUCAAGUUUGAGAGCACAGGGUACAAAGACAUCGAAGCAAGCAAUGGUGCUACUCGCGACAUAACGCUGACCCUCAAGAACGUUCGCGGACGCAUCCCCUCACUCCAAGCCUCCCGUCUCCGUUCAAUGAUGCUCGAAGCCCACAACAGCCCUGAUAAAAUUCUCGCGCACUGCUGUUCUUAUGACGGAUUGUCUUCUCGUCUUGUUGAGGAGGCCGGAUAUCCAAUGGUAUUUCUUGCCGGAUACCCCGUGGCAAGUUCCUACGGCCUCCCUGAUACGGGAUACAUUGCUAUGGAGGAAAUGUGCCAUAAGAUUCAGGAGGCUGUUCGUCAAGUCAGUGUUCCUGUCAUGGCAGAUGGUGAUACCGGCUAUGGAAGUCCUAUGAAUGUGCGACGUACCGUGGAAUGUUACGCAGCUGCUGGAGCUGCGGGCGUGAUGAUUGAAGACCAGACGUGGCCAAAACGCUGCGGACAUACCAAAGGAAAAUCAGUGGUAUCCCGUGGUGAAGCCUUUGCUCGCAUACAGGCCGCAUGCGAUGCCCGCAACGAAGGAAAGGACAUCUUUGUCCUCGCCCGGACAGACGCUCUCAUUCUCGGAUGGGACGAAGCAAUGGCCCGUGCCAAAGAAUUCAAGCGUCUCGGGGUUGACGCAGUCUUCGUCGAAGCCCUUCCCGAUCGCGAAGCAAUGAAGGCCUGCGUCCAAGAAAUCGGUAUUCCAACGUUUGCAAAUAUCAUUGAGGGCGGAAAGACAGAGAAUCUUUCUGCUAAGGACUUGGCCGAGCUCGGAUUCUGUGCUGUUGCAUAUCCGUGGACUCUUGUUGCGGCGAAGCUCAAGAGUAUCCGGGAAGCUUUGGAGGGUUUGAAGCAUAGUAUGACUACUGGUCCACCUCCGCAGAUCCUCAGUUAUGCUGAGGUGUGUAAAGGAGUGGGUUUCAAUAGAUACUGGGACCUCGAGGAGAAGUACAAAUAUGAGGCGUAG
Messenger RNA from Talaromyces amestolkiae, 996 nucleotides. RefSeq lists its product as uncharacterized. The transcript is spliced from 3 exons. Gene Ontology annotation, molecular function: catalytic activity. Bases 1 to 996 code for a protein of 331 amino acids. The record is from RefSeq and is a predicted model, not a curated record. Lineage: Eukaryota; Fungi; Ascomycota; Eurotiomycetes; Eurotiales; Trichocomaceae.